Molecule: messenger RNA, 2965 nt
Organism: Condylura cristata (star-nosed mole)
Lineage: Eukaryota; Metazoa; Chordata; Mammalia; Eulipotyphla; Talpidae
Exons: 7
Coding region: 1292-2203 (303 amino acids)
Biological process (GO): fusion of sperm to egg plasma membrane involved in single fertilization
Source: RefSeq, a predicted model, not a curated record
CCAUGAGGGUGGCGGGACACGACUGUGCCAGGCCUGCCCAGGGUAUGGGGGGUGUCCUGGCUCCAGUUCUGGAGGUGGAUUUUACAGCCCUGUGUUUCAUAUGGGAGACAAAUCUGGGACUCACCCUGACACUUGGGUGUAAACCGGUCUGGGUUCUGAUGUAGCUUUGUGACCUUGGGCCACCAUCGUAACCUCUGUGCCUCGGUUUCCCCACCUCAAACUUGGGGGCGACAAUACUAGUCUCUGACCCUUCUAGAACACUCUGUGUGCCAGGCACCUCUUCUUAGCACAUACAGAUGUCCUCUGGCUCAGGAUGGGGGGCCUCAUGCCAUUGUCACAUGGAGCCUGGUGCGCAGUGGGGGACCCAUGCUGUUUUGCCCCUCCCCCCGACCCUGUGAUGUAGCCAUCAGCCUUAUUUUAUGAAGGAGGAAGCUGGGGCGCAGGAAAUGAGUCGCCAUGGUCACCUGGGAUAGAACUUGGUGCAGCUGUGUGGUGUGAGGCAGGGGUGCUCAGCUGCAGCAGCCGGGACUCAAGCCUGAGCAGCGAUAGUGGAAGCUAAGUUAGUACUUAUUUGGGGCCACUUGGUGACAUCUGUUUGCACCCCCUUGUGACUCAUAGACCCUUGGUCUCUAGGGACAUUUCACUCUAUCCCUGCUUUACCUACUUUACUCAGAGUUUACUAGGUCUCUCUCUCUUUUUAAAGAUUUAUUUAUGCAUACAAGAGCUGGGGUGUGGCUCUGGGGUACACAGUAGGCAGGUUGAAGUACACUGCUGAGGGAGCAGUGGGCAGGGCAGGAGAGGUCGCCCUCUGGGUCAGCUCCCUGGCCGCAGCCCUAUAAGCUGCUUUCACCGGUUGGAGCACCAGGGAGGGCCCCAGUUUACCAGAUCUCUAAGCCCUUCUCCCUCUCCUCAACUCACUCCCCUCCCUGUAAACCUUUGCUUUGGCCCAUCCAUCAGUCUCACUUUGGAUGACUCCUCCAACCCCUGGCUUUUCAUUUGACCAGGCCACUCUGCCCACAGCCUCCUGGCCAAAUGUAGACCACACAGGUGCUCAGUGGCCAAGGAGAGCCCUCCGAGGCGCUGACCCUGCAUACCGAACCCACUCUCUGGCUUGAAUGACCCCGCUCCCCAGCUUCUACCCAGUCAUCUUCACUUCAGCCAUGUUCUUGACAGAAUCCGCCAUGCCCUCUGUGGAAGACUCUGAAGGCUGAAAGCUUGUUGCUCCCAUGUAAAGCAAGUCUUGAAGUAGCUCUCUCCUUAUCAACACCCCUUCGAUGGUGCUGCCCAGGCAAUGCAGGAAAUCAUGAAAUUGAAACCAGCCCCGAAAUGCAUCCCACCCUGUGGUAAGGUCACCAUUCCAACCCGAGGGUUGCAGGGGAGUAGGGAGGUGGUCGAGUGGCACCCAGGGAUACCCAGUGGGAAGGUAAGGGUGGGCCUCUUAAAUCCUGAGAGACCAGUGAAAGCCCUAGAGAAGACUAAACCAGGCCCUGGCCCACCACCAGGUGGAUGCCAGUGCCAAAGCAAAGUAAUUGGACCCUGGCCUGUGCGAGAGACUUGGGAGGGCUCCUGCCCCCGGCUGGGGAGGGCAGCCGGCCCAGCGUGCGCCCCCACAGGCCUCCAGGAGCAGAUCCGGUAUUACAGCUGCCAGGAGUGCACCCCCCUCACCUGCAACCUCCCGCUGGACUGCCCAGUGCAGGAUGUGACGGUGAUUCGGGGUCGCCAGGCCCGGUUCUCGUGCACCGUCAACUUCACGCUGCCCCACAAGGACGUCACCUAUAUCUGGAAGUUCGCGGAAGGGGUCCGGACGCAGCAGCAGAUGUACUUCCGGGACUUGGAGCACAGCGGAGGCAGCGUGGCGCGGAUCCGGCCGGCGCUGCCUUCGCACCGCGGAACCUUCAGUUGCUCGAUCUUUGACGACGAGCUCCUGCUGGCGCGCGUCUACUUCUACCUGAACGUGACGGGCCCGGGCUCGCGCGACCAGACGGAUCUACAGAUCACCUUCCGCGAGGUGCUCAACUGGUCGUCGCAGCCGGACCGUGAGUUGCCGGAGCCCUGGAACCCGAGCCUGCUCGAGCUGCUGACCAGGCCCGACGCCCUGACGCCCGACAACUGGUGGCUGCUGGUGGCCAUCGCCGCCUUGCAGUCAGCGAGCCUGACCCUGCUGGGGUGGGUGGUCUGGGAGUGGUACAUCAGCGGCACCUGACACAGGGCAGCCUGCGUUCCCCCCCACCACCACCGCCCGCCCCCCACCCCAGCCUCAAGUAAAGGCGCCUGUCGGCUGUAGCUUCUGCGUCUCUGCCGCUGGCUGUGCUGGCUCGGGAGGGCCCCCUGCCGGCGCCAGGACGCCGCCCACGGGGACAAGGUCAGCCAGGGCUGCGCAAGCCCCUCCAGGUUCCCGGCAGGCUCCGGCAUUCGCGCCUGCAGCAGACACCCUCACCCCAAAGCUUGUUGCUGUGCGCCCGCCUGCUGUCUCCAGGCACCGCCCUCCGCCGCCCAAAACUUCUAGGGGCUCCCAAAUGCAGUUCUUGUCACGUAGUUCUCGCCAAGGCCCCCCAAGUCCUUGAGGUUGUGGCGCUCGCCGACCUCAGCCAACCUCAUCCCCUGCCCCGCCUCCCCUGGACCUGUCCACCCUUGUUCUUCUGGCCUGUGCUCACCCCUGCUAUUGUCAUGUUUCUUCUCGCCUUCCCGCAGCGGGCCGGGGUGCCUGCUCCUUCCUGCCUAGGGCAGUUUUUUGAUGUCCUGGUCCCCCCGCCAGCUUUCUGCAAAGAUCCAGCCUGUCUCUGAGCUUUUGCACAGGUUGUUCAAACGUGAAGUUUACACUCUGACCCUCAGGGAGCCACCUCCCUCUUGGGCCCCAACUCGGAGUUACUUCCUGCCCCCCUCUUUGGACAUCCCGGAUGGGCACCCAGACCUAAUAUCAGCUUGUGUUCUUUUUUUUUUUUUUUUGAAUGCUUACAACAGGGUG